AUGAACAUCCAUAAUAGACUGUUACCAAAAACACACAAGUCAUUUCGUUUUGGCAAUGGCCAUGUCUUGACACUGACUGAGAAUCAAAUCAGCAAAAUACCUUAUCUAGCUGCAUUUGUUUCUUCUGCUGAUUUCUUUGAAGCCGCACGUGAUGAUCAUGGACAUUUCAUUAUUCAUCCCAAUAUCGAUAUCAAACAGCUUCGUUUCAUCUUAGAUUGUUUUCCAUGCCGUUUUACACAGAAUAUCUUCAUUCGUUUACCUGACGAUUAUGAUGCAGUAUUAACCAUUCUUCACAUGGAUUAUCUUAGUCUUCUCGAUCAACCAGAUCCAUCUUUGGAUGAAGUAGAUUCAUCUUUUUUCGAUAUCAUCGCCUACAAUCCUCUAACUAAUUCAUAUAGCGAAAGAAUUCGACCAUCAUAUAUGUGCGACAUGGCUGUUCG
Messenger RNA from Adineta steineri, 440 nucleotides. The record is from the annotation of a GenBank genome assembly. Lineage: Eukaryota; Metazoa; Rotifera; Eurotatoria; Adinetida; Adinetidae.